AAAACUCUUUAAAUGCAUGAAGUGUGGAUAAUUUGAAACUGAAAAUCGAGAAUGAGCCGCUUAAGUUAUGUCGAUAAGAUAAUUCUAGCGCCAAUGGUCCGUAUGGGUACCUUGCCUUUACGGCUAUUGGCGUUAAGGUACGGGGCAGACAUUGUUUAUACUGAGGAAAUAGUGGACAAGAAGAUGGUGAGGACUAAACGCGUUGUAAAUGAUAUCCUUGGAACUAUUGACUUCAUAGAUGAGUUUGAUGGAAGUGUGGUGUUUAGAACUUGUAAUGAAGAAUCCAAUUAUGUGGUUUUUCAAGUAGGAACGAGUGACCCUGAACUUGCAGUUAAAGUUGCAAAGAUUGUAGAAAAGGAUGUAGCUGGUUUUGAUGUUAAUAUGGGCUGCCCUAAAGAGUUUUCCAUUAAAGGAGGGAUGGGGGCUGCUUUGUUGAAGCAGCCUGAAAAAGUUAAGGAUAUUUUGACAAACUUGGUGUCAAACAUAACAAUUCCAGUAACAUGUAAAAUACGGCUGUUGCCUAACAUCGAAGAAACAAUGGAUCUUGCUAGGACAAUUCAAAGUUGUGGUGUUACUGCAAUAGCAGUACAUGGGAGAACCAAAGAAGAAAGGCCACAACAUCCAAAUAAUAAUGAAGCCAUAAAAAAAAUAGCAGAAGACCUGAGUAUCCCUGUUAUAGCAAAUGGUGGUUCCAAGGAAAUUGACAGUUACGAGCAUAUAUUAAAGUUCCGGAUGUCUACGAGUGCAUCCAGUGUGAUGAUCGCUCGAGCAGCUCAGUAUAAUAGCUCUAUUUUCCGUAAAGAAGGAAAGUUGCCGCUAGACGAAGUGAUCCCAGAAUACCUAAGGCUUUGCAUCGAAUAUGACAAUGUCUUUACCAACACCAAGUAUUGCGUGCAAAUGAUGCUUAGAGAUCUUCAAGAAACUCCUAUGGGGAAGCGCUUACUGGACUCAAAAACAGAGGAGGAAAUCUAUAAAAUUUGGGGCCUUCUGGAUUAUUAUAAGAAGAAACAGGAAGAAUUCAAGAGUCUUUCACUGAAACUACAGGUGUCAUUACCAAGCAUGGGUCAUCUUGAGCCAGCCCAAAAAAGGGCUAAAACCGAAUCGACAUUCUUUAGUCGGGUUUGCGAAAAUGACGAUGUCAUCAAAGUGAUGAUUCCUCUACGAAAGCCAUAUCAAAAGCAUAUUCUUCCUAAGACAGUGCUACACGAACAUGCGUGCAAAGCGCAGCAUAGUAAACUUCCAUUCUAUCGUUCCGAGCAAGUUGAUAAGCUAUUUUUUUCAACUGUCGUCGUGGAUGGCAAACAAUACUCCAACCGCUAUCUGGAAAAAAAUAAACGGACAAGUGAGCAGGCAGCAGCUCUGGCUUGCUUACACGCCCUAAAUUUACUUCCCGCUGAUACCACAGAAUGACUUGCUUCAACUGACAAAGUAGGUGACACUUACUCCCUCUUCCU
This is a messenger RNA of Daphnia carinata, 1454 nucleotides long. It is a transcript of the gene Dus2, whose product is annotated as tRNA-dihydrouridine(20) synthase [NAD(P)+]-like. Gene Ontology annotation, molecular function: tRNA dihydrouridine synthase activity. NCBI's taxonomy places the organism in Eukaryota, Metazoa, Arthropoda, Branchiopoda, Diplostraca, Daphniidae. Gene Ontology annotation, biological process: tRNA dihydrouridine synthesis. The record is from RefSeq and is a predicted model, not a curated record. Gene Ontology annotation, cellular component: cytoplasm.